This is a messenger RNA of Fonsecaea nubica, 1245 nucleotides long. RefSeq lists its product as hypothetical. The transcript has a single exon. The coding region runs from base 1 to 1245 and encodes 414 amino acids. Lineage: Eukaryota; Fungi; Ascomycota; Eurotiomycetes; Chaetothyriales; Herpotrichiellaceae. Gene Ontology annotation, molecular function: phosphatidylinositol transfer activity. The record is from RefSeq and is a predicted model, not a curated record.
AUGGCUGCUGAAGUAGCGAACAAUCCCUCGAUGCCCAGCGGGCCAACUGAUCCUGAAAAGGCCGCAGUCGAUCUUGCAUCCAAUAUUCAUCAAGUGAAGCUUGAAGACAGCAACACCCCGACCACCACGCAGACCACAGUACAGCCUCCAGAUCAAACCCAACAAAUCAACGAGUCUGCCGUUGCAGCGAAUGACGUUACGAUAGAAAAGCGUCCCGAUGUCGAACCCACGACUGAACUCCCUGCACCCCCUCCGGCAAAGACAUUAAACCUCCCGCGCACCGCAGCUGAAGGUGUGAUCAAGACACCACUGGCCGAACCUCUAGAGACCUCUAAGCCCGCUUCUCGACCAGCAUUGGAAAUAGAACAUGAGAACAAGUAUGCAAGCCUUCUCAAGAUCGUGUCCGCCUGGACUGAGAUCCCAGAGACGUCUGCAAAGGGCUCGAAUACGACACCCCUAACCGACUCAGAGCGCAUGUUCCUGACAAGAGAAUGCUUGCUCCGCUAUCUGAGGGCUACAAGCUGGAACGUGGCACAAGCAGAAACAAGGCUGAAAAAUACUUUGAUCUGGCGACGCGAGUAUGGCUUGGAGAAACACACAAAGGAGUACAUCUCCAUUGAGAAUGCGACAGGAAAGCAGGUUAUUCUGGGAUGGGAUAUUCAGGGCCGGACGUGUCAAUACCUGCGCCCAUCCAAACAGAACACCGAGCGGAGUGACCGGCAAAUCCAGCAUUUGGUCUUCAUGCUGGAGCGUGCUAUUGAUUUAAUGCCAGCCGGGCAAGAGACUCUCGCUCUGCUGAUCAAUUUUGCAGAGACAAAAUCUGGACAAGGCGCGACACUUUCUCAGGGCAAGCAGACCUUGCACAUCCUUCAGAAUCACUACCCCGAGAGACUCGGCCGCGCCCUCGUCACCAAUCUGCCAUUCUACAUCUGGGGCUUCUUCAAGCUGAUCACGCCAUUCAUUGACCCGUUGACAAGAGAGAAGAUCAAGUUCAACGAAGAUAUGGGACUGCAUGUGCCACGUGAGCAGCUGCUCAAGGAAAGCGGGGGACAUGUCGAGUUCGAAUACGACCACGACGUCUAUUGGCCGGCUCUCAAUGAGUUGUGCGAGUGGAGGAGGGCAGAGUACCGGCGUCGAUGGGAGGAAGGAGGCAAGCGAAUUGGUGAAUAUGAGGGAUAUCUCAAGGGAGGGGACGAGAAGUCGCUGGCCGAACGGGAGAAGGAGGCAGAGCAAUCGUCUGCGUGA